Haliotis rufescens (red abalone) is the source of this 4663-nucleotide messenger RNA. Its product is annotated as F-box/LRR-repeat protein 15-like. Gene Ontology annotation, cellular component: SCF ubiquitin ligase complex. The coding region runs from base 645 to 2594 and encodes 649 amino acids. NCBI's taxonomy places the organism in Eukaryota, Metazoa, Mollusca, Gastropoda, Lepetellida, Haliotidae. The transcript has 2 exons. Gene Ontology annotation, molecular function: protein binding. Gene Ontology annotation, biological process: SCF-dependent proteasomal ubiquitin-dependent protein catabolic process. The record is from RefSeq and is a predicted model, not a curated record.
CACACGUACAUGCACGUCGCUAUAUAAGUGUAAUAAUCUUGGACGCGACGUUAAACCCCAUUUGAUCUCACCUUUUGUCGGUGAGUAUAUAAACGCUACACAAGGAAGGUGAGCUUCAGUAUCUAGACAACCUCAACACUAGCUAUUGAUCACUUAAAUCUCUUUGCCAGUGUACACAUUGUUCCUACACCCAGCACCAGCUGUUGCUGUGGAGUGAUGCUGGUUGGUACUGACAUUCAAACAUUCAAAAUAAUGAGUUAAAAUUGAGAAAGGUGAACUGUCUGUCACGGACCAGCGGAACAGCCCACCCCGUCGUAGUUUCAUUCUCACUUCAGUGUUGCUAUAACUGUAUUUACCGAGAAGCUACAGACCACUCUAACCACGUGGCAACUUUAACCAGCUGACUAUAUCAAAAUAUUGAUUUCCUGGUCCACGUCGGCUUUGAAAAUAUCUCAAUCACCUGAGGCCUACGCCACUCAACACCACAUGCGUCAUGGAGUCACGUGAUAAUUUGUCGUCUGCGGUUGGACUUAAUCGGCUGCUAGGACGUGUGGGCGUUUUAUGAAUGAACCUCUUCUUACAAUGUUGUCAUCAACGUGAGAGUAGACUCGGACCAUGUAUGUUCAACAGGCUGGAGAUCAGGUAUGGAGCGAUAUAAUAAUUUCAGGUGGACGCCUAACCUGGCCCACUAUCACCGCUUGCUUGAUGGGGAUGACAUUCCAACCGGCAGAGAACAGGGCGUCGUACCGUUAUGCACUGUCCCAUACUCUCCCUAUAAUAUCAACCAUCUCCCCGAUGAGGUCCUUGCCCGGAUUUUCGGCUACCUUCGCCCGAUUGAAGACCGCCUGCCUUCCCUGGCUCUCGUUUGCCAUAAAUGGAGACACAUCCUUUUAACGUCUGGUUUCCUAUGGAGAUCCCUCCAUAUCGACCCGUCACAAUAUUCCUACGGGCAUUUCAGCCUUGUGUGCUGCAUAUUUCGGCUAUACGGGUAUCAUGUUCAGAAACUUACAUGGCGGGAACAUUCGCUGGUUUACGAGAGCGUCUUCUCACUGAUAGCUCGACUAAGGAAUCUGAAGUAUCUGAGACUGCCUAUCCUAUGGACCAGGGCUGUAGUUGAGAGUCUCCAGACAUUAACAAACCUCGAACAUGUUCAGAUCAACGGCGGUUAUGCCUUAAGUGAUACGGACCUGGAAAGAAUCGGAAUGUACUUCCCUCGACUCCGUGAAGUUUCUAUAAAUGCCUGCUGGAGUAUCUCAAGCCAAGGGGUGGAGAGGUUUAUAGAUUCCCUGCGCAAUCUGGAGACAAUUAAACUUAAGAUUAACUCUGGCUUACCGCUAAACGACGUGAGAAGUGAACGCGCCAUGAGGGAAGGGGGACGAAUAGUGACGAGUUUAACUGAACAUGGCUACUCCAAGUUAAUUGGGGUGUUGUGUCUUCAUUUUGUGCCCGUGGAGAUGGAUCAGUUGUGGGACUCGGUCAACAGGAUGAGCAAUCUGAAGAAGCUGAGUAUAAGUAAUUGCGAGCAUCUGCAUGGCAUCCGGCUUGUAUCCAAGUCCCUUCAGAAGCUAUACCUCUUCAACCUGUGGAACGUCCUUUUCAUCAGCGUGGACGGCAAGGACCUCCGUUACAUCAACAUCGACGACGGUUUGGAGACAAUGGAACAUCUGGAGUUGUACACACCCAAACUCCGACGCGCUCGCAUCAACGGCAGCAACGCCAUGAAAACAAUCAGCAUCAAAAGCAACAAACUUUCUUUUCUGGAACUUUCCAACUGCGAAGAACUGGAUAUGCGUUCGUUGAGGGAGACUCUCAAAUCCAACCCGUCCAUUUUAUGUCUUAAGAUCGGAUGUCUUUCGCAGGACAGUUUGCUUCUGGACGAGCUGAUCAUCCCAAGUCUGCAUGAACUGUGUCUCUUGUCGGACUUCGCGUGUGAAGCCAUUCACAUCAGAAGCCCCACUCUCCGCCUGUUCCACACAGAAGCAGAAAAUGACAUUAUUACACUCAAUCAUAUCUACAUCACUGCCAACCACAUAUGCAAGAUAGCGUUAGUGGGGAUGCCAGCCUUGAAAACAAUGACGAUUCAGUGCGUGAGUGUGGACUCGAUAGAGUUGAACCUUUGCAGUGACGAGCAGAUCAUUCUAGAUUCCUGCGUCAUCCAUGCCAUGGGCGCGAUAGGGUUCUUGAGACUCUUUGACUGCAAGCUAAACUUGCUGUCAGUCAGUACCCCGCAGGCCGAAACAGUUGUCCUCUAUCGUUGCCAGAUGACCAACUAUGUUCUUCAGAUGGCGCUGAACGGCUGCCACAAUAUAUCUCACCUCAACUUGGAAAAAUGCAAGAGUAUAACCCAAGUGUCUGUGGAUGCUCCUCCGAUGAUGUUCCUCAACAUGUUCGGGUGCCGAGAGGUCCAUCGCCUGGACUUGGACUGUCCGCAGCUGUUAGCUCUCAAUCUUGGCCAAUGUCCAAACGUACGCUUGUUCCUGAAGGGCGUGGAACAAGACUUGACCACGUGCUGUGACCAUCCGAAGAUCGUCAGUCCCACGGGAUCCAUACGAUGGAGCCAUCAUUUCCCGCCACUGCAUAUAUGUGGAUUGUGACGUGUAUUUAAUGCACCAUUUCCGUGAUCUCAAAAUAUGCACAAGUGAUGUUUACUUUUCACAAUGCUAGUUUAUACUGAUAAAAAAAUAAUGUAACGACCAAAAGGAAAAGGAAUGUUUGGUAUGAAUGUUACAAUGAUAGAGAGAUUAUUCUGUAAAGUUGCACAUAAUACUAACUGACUUAAUGUAUUGAUAUGAUGCAUUUUACUUAACAAAGUAAUAACUUUAAAUCAGCACAAUUUAGACCGUUCCGUUAUAUUUUGCCAUCAGUAAGUAUGCAAAUUAUCACUGCUGGGGCAAUUGCAUACUAUAUCCUUAGAGGCGUGUAGCACUCUUAAAUCUUAAAUAUUCGAUUUAAACAAAAUUUCGUAACUAAUCGACUUUUGAAUACUUAUUUCAUACUAUUUACAUAAACGUUAACUAUUGUUUUAUUUCGUGCAGUACUCGAAAUAUCCCCAUAAAAUUAUGAAUAGUAUGUUUUCAACAUGACAUGAAAACACCUUACAAAGAAACAGAAGUGCUGCCAAUGUCUCCAGUCCCUAUCAUCACAACUUUCUACAGAUUCUGAUUUACAAACUGUUUUGUCCUGAAACCGGUAAUCUACUAUAUAUUAGAUCAUGUGUUAUAUUAACGAAGUACGUAUAUAUGGUAUUUAGGGUGUUUCCCGAUCUCAUGCACUAAGGUUACCAAAGGGUUUUAUUGAUAUAUAUAUAUAGACAAUUAAAAUUAGAAAACAAUUAAAUCAUUGUUUAAUACUCAGGCGCGAGGCAUUAUCAAAUUCGUGUCAUUUUCUUACAGUACUAUGCGGCGAAUUCAGGGUUACUAAAUGUUGCCAUGAUGUACAGAUGCAUAACAUAGAACGACUGAAGUGAUAGUUUUCAAAAGUUAAAAGUUGAUGCCACUGUCCCUAAAAGGAGUUUUUAGAUUUUGCUGACUCAGCACAAUGAAUCUAGGAUAGGAAGUAGAUAUUAUUGAUCUCCUACUCUAAUCAUACUGGGAUAUCGAUCAAUAUCUGAGAACAUUUGUGAUAUCGAUAUGCAGUGGAUGGAUCUCUAACACUAACACCUCAUGCUUGAUACAACAAUCAUGAUUGCAAGCUUCGUUCAAAAUAGGCAAUCACAAUGAUGUCCUCACAUGGCACACCUGAUGUGGUGCCAUCUUUACAACCAGGUGGUAUGUACACUGAAGGUAUAACUAUGGAUGGUAUGGUAGUUCUGAGAAAUAUGAACAUUGCAGCUGUGAGUGUGAGUGGUUUCCACGGGGAUUUUGUUGGUGGUUGGAUUGGGAAGUCGUAUCAGAGUGAGUGAGUGAGUUUGGUUUUACGCGCUUUUAGCAAUAUUCCAGCAAUAUCACGGCGGGGGACACCAGACAUGGGUCGAAACCGGUCUUCGUCGCGACAAGCGAAAGCUGUAACCACUAGACCACCCGACCGCCCCUCCGAUGAGAGAGUCGCUGUAAUUAUUCAGUUUGGGACUGCUAUUAUCCUAGGUUAAAAGAUACGAAUGGAUGUGUGUAUUUAUUUGUGCGAGUGUGCAUGUGUAUGCUGUUACCUACAGACGUUGGCCUACAGUGAUACUACACUUGGUCUCCUACUGUUCCAUAGUGGGCUUCGAACGGUAAAUAGAAGGAACAAUACCCUUUCCAUAUAAAUAAGACACCUCUGCCAAAAGCAAAGUCCAUUAGGCGAUUCCGGCUUUAUCGUGAGUAUGUGCCCCCGAUUCACAUCCAGACAAUGGUGAGACCAAGUGUUCGUUUUGAAACGUUUUGCUUCAGUACAAUUAAUAACUAUUCAAGUUGGGAAACUUCUUUGACCUUUUGUAAAACGCCUGAUAACUCGUAUUUUAUCUCUUAAACCUACAUUAACACCAAGUACAGAGUUGAGUAUACAUAUUUGAAUAAUAUGUUCAACGCUUCCGAAAUGUCCAAAUGCAUCCUUUUGCUCGCAUUUUGCCCCACCACUGAAAGUAAAUAAUUUGAGGAGUCUUUCAAUAAAUUGUGAGUGAGUUGGGUUUAACGCCGCUUUUAACAGUAUUCCAGUUAUAUCACAGCGUGUCAGCUUAAUGUGGGAG